Molecule: messenger RNA, 1926 nt
Organism: Cebus imitator (Panamanian white-faced capuchin)
Lineage: Eukaryota; Metazoa; Chordata; Mammalia; Primates; Cebidae
Gene: CCDC121
Product: coiled-coil domain containing 121
Exons: 2
Coding region: 249-1571 (440 amino acids)
Source: RefSeq, a predicted model, not a curated record
UCCGCGACGUUCUGGGCUGCGAAUGAAGACAGAACCAAGGCGUCAGAAAGGAGCGGGCGAAGGGGCGCGGCGGUGUCCGGGGCAUUUUCUUAGCGUCCGGGAGGGAUAAGGGACCAACUAAUGACAGAGGAGAGGAAGUGGUGUCGCUGAGCAAGCGACUGGAAGGCUGUAGGGAGCUAGGAAAAGGGCGCUGACCUCUAUAGCCUAGGAAGGGCAUACCCUUGUCCCCUGGAGGAGGGCGAGAAGCGAUGGGGUCCCAAGGGCAGGGCUCACACAGCAGGAAAACGAGGAGAGUGCCUCUCACGUCGAACCAGCUAAGAGCGGGGGCCGGAACCACUGGAGGACCAACUGCUGGGGUUUAUUCGGUAGCCAAGGAGGUUAAACCUUUGAGGGCUGGACCAGCCGGGACUGGAGCAGGGUGCGGCCUCCAGGGUUGCUGGGCAGCGCCUAGACCCUUUGAGCACUGCACGGAUAAACCACGGGAACUUCCCGCACUUGCACAUUGUUCCCGCGAUUCGCAGGCACAGGUUCCUGAUGCUAGCGUUCACUCCAAAGCAAUCGCCCUCAGUGAACUACACAGUUGCCGUGACCUUGAGGAUGAAUGCUUGGAUUCCAGGUUUGCUAAAGGCCCCAGAAGGUCCUUUACACCAUAUCUUACUGUAAUAAACAAUCUUUUCAAGCAACAGAAGUUAACAAAGGUGGAGACACGCCUUAAAGAAAAGACAAUGGCGGAAAUGACCGAUCUGAACAAGCGUAUAAAACAAGCUCAAAUCCAGCGGGACCAGCAGCUGGAAGACUGCAGGCGGAUAUACCAUGAAAAGUUACUUGUCCAGGCUGAAAACAGAUUAUUUCUGGAAUACCUGACUGACAAAACUGAGGAGUACAGAAAGCAACCCGAGAAGGUAUGGAACAGCUAUUUACAAAAAAAUGAAGAAAUUGAACGAAGAAGACAACAAUCAGCCUCCAGAUAUGCAGAGCAAAUGUCAUUGCUUAAAACAGAACUCUUGCAAAAGGAAAAGAUCCAAUCCAGUUUGAAGCAGAAGUUGCAGGCAAUGAGGGACAUUGCUAUGUUAAAGGAAAAGCAGGAGAAAGAAAUACAAACAUUACAGGAGGAGAAAAAUAAAGUCCAAGCUGAGACAGAGGCAAAGAAACGGGAAGUACAGGCCCAGCUCCUCCAGGAGAAAAGAUUACUGGAAAAACGACUGAGGGAUACAGGCAAGAGGCUACUGGGAAAGAGAAAAAGAAGAGAGCUUAGUAUGAAGGCCCGGGCCUUGGAGUUGACAGCAAAACAGUCUCUUUUUGAAUACGCCUGUGGCAUCAAAAGAGAGAACCAGCAGUCACGGAAGGAAUUACUGCAGCUAACUGAGCAAUCCCAGAAACUAAUGGCUACUGAAAGCCACUUAAAAAACCGGAAGCAGCAGCUGCAGCAGGAACGGUGUUAUGUGGAGAGCUUAAUCAGGGUGAGGCAGAGACUGCAAGGAAAGCAUAAUCAGUGCCUAAACAGACAGGACGCUCCAAAGACCACACCCAGUCUUCCCCAAGCCACCAAAUCAAAGAUUAAUCCAGAGUAAUUCCUAAAAUAACACUGAUUAAAUAAGAACUGGAGCGAGUACUCUUAAAGUGCUACAUCAACCUGGUUAGGAAGGCUUUUGAAUUCCAGAUUGCUAUUUUAAAAGCUCCAUCAUCAUGUGUUAGUGUAAAGGAUUAGAUGCUUUUAUCCAACAGUCCUUCUAGGUAUCUGGUAACCAGCUUUCCUUAGCUAGCUUUUUCUUUAAAUACUCUUGUUAAUAAACAAGAUAUUCCACAAACCUCCAGUUAACCUAACACAUGACCCUAAGGUAGCCAUUUACCAUACAUCAAACCAGCUAAUGGAAACCAACCUAAAUGCAGUAUCUUCGUGGCUAAAAUUUUUAAAAAAAAGCAACC